CCACACUCACUCCACACUCUCUCUCACUCACUCUCACUCUCUCUGCUCGGUUCUUACUUUUAUAAAUAUCUGCCUCAAACUCUGAGAACAAUGAGCGCGUCCAAAGCGUCCAAACUGAAGAAGCUCUUCGUGAAGUCGAAGUCCCUGGAGAAGGACAGCAGAGACCCGGAGAAGCUCGGGAGUCCGCCGAGUCCGGAGCCUCAGAGCCCGGACGGUCUGCCCACGAGCCCCGCUGAGAAGAAGAAGAGACGGUUCGGCUCAUGGAGGAGCAAGAAGAAAUCACCCAGAGAGACCAGAGACCCUCUGUUCCUCACCAACACCGACGACUUCGACACAGUAUCGAGCCAAAUGAGCUUUGACCAGCUCAGCAUCCGCACAGAGGACAACAUGAUGAUGGCUGACACCUGGUCCACUGUCCCUUCAGAGGCGACCUCAGUGAUGAGCCUGGAUCUGUCGUCCUCCACCCCGACCUCCCCCUCCCGACGCCUUAGAAAGCAGAGCUCAAGCGAAAAGGGAACCGUGCUGAGCCGGGUCACGACAUUCUUCUCGAAGAAACGAAAGAGCAGGACCGCAUCCGGUGAAGCAGGUGAAAAUGCAUCCACAGCUACCAGCCCCGACAAUCCAGAGGCGUCCGCAGGCCUGAGGCAUUCUUCAGGUAGCUCAGAGGGAGACCAGGUGUUUGUUUCCGAGGUCAGGCUCAAAGGAAGCCCCAGCGUCCGCAGCGUGGCCUCCAUCAUCACGGAUGGAGGAGACCUGCCGUUCGCCGACAGCGAGAGCAGCAGCCGCGGGAGCGUGAGGGAGGUGACCCGGCCGCAGAGCGGCGAAGACCAGAGCGCCAAGCGUCUAGUAAGGGAGGUCAGUAAGAAAUUGCAGGUGUUCCUGGAGGAGACCAGUGUGACCAACGGAGACGAGCAGCAGAUCACGCAGACGACGUUUAAGAAAUGCGUCGAGGUUCCUGUGAAGAGUCCCUGUGAACUCAAGUCUCCAGGUGUCGCAGGGGGGACGGACUUUAAAAAGAUCGCUCUGAAACCCGUACUGGGAGGUAAAGGAAAUUACACCGCUCUAACUGGGGUCACACUCAGCUCAGGGUCCAGAAACCAGUCAAGCUCUGAGAGCUCUUUGGAGCAGGGUGACGGUGACAGCAUGGGGAAACGGAACUCGGGCCGCAGGAGGUCCCGCAAGCUGAGCGACAGCUCUCGCGAGGUGCUCAGCCCUACCAAAGCCUCGUCCCCUGAGGUGGAGGAGGGGUCCAGCCAGGCCUCGCCCUCGCCCGUGCAGCUGCACAAAGCCGUGUUGGUGGAAACGCACAUGGAAGAGGAAGAGAUCGACUCACCUACUCUGGCCACGCCCGUUGCAGACAGCCCAGGUAGGAGCUCACCUGUGCAGGGGACGGACAUCAGCAGUGCCCCCGUCCUUCCGCAUGCAGCAGGUUCUAAGCCAGAGUUGUCUCAGGCCUCAGUGGAGCUGAAAACUGGCACAGCAGGACCAGCAGAACCUCUCAGCGGCGCGGAGGAGGUCAUAACUGAAAAGCGCAGGAGCGUGAAGUUGUCCACGAGAGAGAAGUACUUUGCAAAGAAAGUCUGGGUCUCCUCACAGACGAGUUUGAACGCAGAAGAAGGCACGCCAGACGCGAGCUCGGACAUAACAUCUCAAGGCCAACAGAAAUCUGAAGUGAGAAUUCAGCCAAACUUUAAGAACGUCAGCGUGGAAAUCAAGUCAUACGACUCUGUAGGAGAAAGCAAUGAUGUGUCUGUGAAAGAGGAAGCUAGCACAGAGCAGCAGUUUGAUGAGGAUGUAGAGAGCCUGACAGAACUUUCUAAUAACAUCGUAGACACUCACGAGGAGUCUCAGUUGACAGAAAUGCCUGGAUUCAAGGGACAGUUCAGGGUUGUGGCAAGCAGCCGACAAACCUCGGCUGCAGUGUCCAGGCGUGUGGAGAAAGUGGGCAGUGGAUCAAAUGAAGAGAGUACUGGAAAAAGCUCAGCCCCACCAGUGGCACCGAAAACAAAAGCUGCCAUGGGUCAAGUUACAAAUUACACAGAGGCCCCAAAGGAAGAAAGCAGAAGAAAGGCUGCCCAAAAUGGCAGCGAGAAAAAAGAAAGUAAAUCACCCACAACAAGGGAGCAGCCUACUGCAUUCACUAAGCCCUCUGACAAGUCAAAAAUUCCUAAGAAGACCGCCCCUGAUGUACCACCAAAACCAAAGAAAGCUUUACAAACAAGCACGUCACCCGAUGCGUCAGUGUCCUCUCCGCUUCGGACACAUGAGAUGGCACAGGCAGAGGGUGGUACAUUCAGCUCAGGUAAUACUGUUACAAAACCCCAGCCACCACUGCCGCCUGGUAAAAGUGAAACCAGGUCACCUGUUAAGGAUGAGGUAAGCGUGGCUUUUCGAGGUUUAGAGGCUAACCAAGCACCAAAGUCUCCUCACACUACAGAGCAAGAGCCGAAGAAAGGAAAGUAUUCAAAAUCCCUAAGCACCGAGGACAAAACUGACUCAUCACCUACUGGUUUGGAGCAACCUAAAGAGCUCAGUGACUCUAAGGAAGGUGUGAAGUCUAAAAUACAAUCACAAACUUCUACUGAAAAGCCUUUGAGCCCCAAGAGCAAGUUGCCGAAAAGCUCGGAACAACCUUCAGUCAGAAGCACUGACUCCAGACUCAAAUCAACAAACUCUGUUAAUAAAAGCCCUAAAUCUGUCAACAAAACUGAAAGAGACAACAUGCCUCCCUCUCCCUCAGAGCAGAGCAGCAUAAAGGCCACAAAUGAAACCCACAUCACCAAGACAAAGACUCCAAAAAAACACAAAGCCGAAGCAUCACCAACGGGAAGUAAACUGCCUCGUUUAACCCCACCCAGCGCUCCAAAACAGCCCUCGGAGGAAGAAGUUGAAUAUGGAGAAGAUGACUCACUCAGGCAACCCUUGCAAACUGAUGCCAAGCUUGAGCAUGAUGAUGAUUCAUCCACAGUCAACGGUCCUCUAAGUCCUGGCCAAUGGGCUGAACGUGACCAAACUGCUGGGAAUGCUGUGGUGAAGGCCUCACCAGAAGCUAAACCAAAAAGGCCCGUGAAGGAGCUGAGCGAUUUUCCAACAGCGGGCAGCAGUAUUCCAGCGCCACGUCAGAAAAGUCCCACUAAACUUAAACAUAGAAAAGAGGUGGAAAAAGGAAAAGUACAACACACUGUUGACUCCCAGACUCCAGCUGAAGUUUCAGAACAGAGCGUGGACAAAGCAGAAGAAAGGAGUACGGAGGGCAUGGAGCAUGCUGCAGACCUGCAAGCAUCUGAAGAGAAAAAGGAGACCUUUGCUGCAGACAAGGGAACAUCAGCUCAAGAGAAGGAACAGAAAACGAACAAGGACGAAGAGGUUCAGAGUGUGAGAGUGACAACUACUGAGAGCACUGCAGACGCGAAGACUCCAACUCAAGCAGCUGAAAAGAAAAUGGGUAAUGUCAGAGACAAGCAGAGUGCGACUGUGAAGUUCACCGAACAUACUGCAGCCUUAAAGAGUCCACCAAAAACAUCUGAUGCUGAAGAAGUGCAGAAUGUGUGCAGUAAGACUGUAGAACAUACAGCGCCAGCUCAGGUGCCUGAACAGAAAAUGGAUUCAAUGAAAAAGAUGCAGAGUGUGAGCAUGAACUUGGAGCAUACUGCUGACUUGAAGACUCAGUCUCAGACUUCUAAACGAGAAGCUGCAGACCUGAAGACUCCAAUUCAGGUAUCUGAAGCUGACAAAGCUGAAGAAAUGCAGAGUAUGAAGGCUACAAAUGCAGAUUUGCAGACCUCUAAACAGACAACGGACAAGGCCAAAGAAAAGGAGAGUCUGAAGACUACUGAACAUACUGCAGACUUGAAGAUGCUGAAAACGAGUAUUAAGACUGUUGAUAGUACCGCAGACUUGAAGACUCCACCUCAUGUAUCUGAACAGAAAGUGGAAAAGCCCAAAGGCGAGAAGAGCACUGAGCAUACUGCAGAUUUGAAGACUCCACUUCUACCAUCUGAACAGGACAUGAACAAAGCCGAAGAGAUGGUAAAAACGAGCAUUAAAACUGCUGAGAAUAGUACGGACUUGAAGACUCCACCUCAAGUAUCUGAACAGAAAGUGGAAAAGCCCAAAGGCAAGAAGAGCACUGAGCAUACUGCAGAUUUGAAAACUCCACAGCUAGAAUCUGAACAGGGCACUGACAAAGCCAAAGAGAUGCUGAAAACAAGCAUUACAUCUUCAGAGGAUACUGCAAGCUUAAAAAGUACAUCUCAAAUAUCUGUUCAGAAAAUGGACAAGGCUGAGGAAAAGCAGAGAGUACGUGUGAAACCCAAGGAAUGUGCUGCAGACUUGCAAACUCCAACUCAAGCAUCUGAAAAGAAAUCAGGACCGGUCAAGGACAAGCAGAUAAGAAAUCUGAAGACCAUCGAACAUACUCAUGCGUCUAAAAAGGAGGUGGAAGAGCCCAAAGAGAUGCAGGAUGUAGUUGUUAAAUCAAUAGAGGAUACAGCAGACUUAAAUACCACAUGUCAUACGCCUGAAAAGAAACUGAACAAGACCGGAGAACCACAGAGUCUAACUGUUUUGACCACAACUUCAACACAGAAUGAGAGCACAGCUAGUGUAUUGGCUGGUAAUUCAACACAAGACCUUGCUGAAGCGAUCGCUGUCGAGAAGUCUGAUCAAGUUGAAACCAAAGCAGCUCCAGAAACAAAUGUUUAUCAAGUGACAAAAUCAGGUGGAGAAGCGUCAACAGAUACUACUGUCCAAGCGGAUAAGCCCAAAGCAAAAACAGAUCUUGUCAAAGAAGAGGAAACUCCUCCAGGAGUAUCUGUCGCAGGUGAGGACAGACCGACUGCUAAAAAGAUAGACGGAGUCUCACUCAAACCAGCAGCCAGUGACCACACAAAAGCCAGAGAAGUUGAAACUAAAAGCUCUGAGCAGUCUGAGAGACCACAGGAAACAGCCUCUCCGGUAUUACGGGAGGGUGCAUUGAAGACCUCUCAUCAAGCUGAGGGCGAAGAACAAAAGGACAUUGUAGUAAAUGGUAUUGCAGUGAAUGCAGAAACCCGGUCGAAAACCACAGCAGCUGUGAUUCAAACUGAGGAAGCUGGUCACGAGGAGGCGAGGGUUGAUGCAUCUGCUCGAGACAGCAGAGAUGAACAAAAAUUAUUACAGAAGUCAUCUGAUACAAGAAAAGCUCACGAUGCACUUAAACCACUAACCCCAGAAUUUGUCAAGAAGGACGAUAUCCCUGUAAAGAAACCAGUUACUAAGGCUGCAUCUGAAGAGAAAUGUCCUCAAAAUUCAAGUUUAGUUCCUAAUCAGGAAGCUGCAACAGCUGAGAAGAUGAGCUUCCACAUGGAUAAAAAGAGUGAAGCUAUGACAACCAGCACUCCUGAUAGUAUGAAAACCAAACAGAAACAUAAACCUGAUCUCACAAAAUCUCAGAAUAAGACUGGGUCAGUAUUUGAUGCACUCAAACUGCCCCCACCAAACAAUAAAUCUCAACAAAUAACGGCCCAUGACCUUCCACUGGGCUCUAAAAGCCUCUCCAAAAGUAAGGAAGCUCCGUCCAGCUGGCUGGAUGUGGACCGAGGAUUUGAGAAGAAGCAAAGUAAGAUGGAACGAAGAAUGGACUGUUCAGCAAGCGAUGAUAGCCUGUUGGACACUUCUGAUGAUUCCGAAGACUUCAUUCGCAACAUCAAAGAGCUCUGCUCCCCGUUCUCCCUCCCUCCAAAAAAGCAUGGCCAGACCAGGAUGAUGACGCCUGCUUUUGCUCUGCCUGCAAUCAAAGAAGAUCGUUUUGAGAAGACCUUCGACCCUGAGGAGUUCAAGUUCGGGAUGCGGAAGACCACGGGCCCGAAAGAUCCAUCUCCAGCCAUGCUGAUCAAAAGGAAAAAUGAGGAAGCAAGGAACAAGCAGCCUCCGAAGCGCUUGGGGACUGAAGACAGCUUGCUUUUCAAGUCGCUCUCCUCCCGACGGGGCCAAGACAAAAACGAAGAAGGAAAGGCAGCCGAGGAGAAGGAAAAAGAGGAAGACCAAGUUACCACCGACGGUUCUGGAAAGAUGUCUUCGCGGUUAGAAAGAAUGUCUAUCCUAUCUAACCUAAUGAGCUCUUCCAAGACCUUAAGGAGGACCCAAACUGAGCCUGACACUGUUACAGAUGGAAUAGUAUCACCCACUUCUCCAUCCCAACAAGUUCUAACACCGGAUGAGAAGAGCCCAGUGACACCAUCUGAAGCUGUCCAGCCACCAAAGGUGGCUGAAGGGAACUUGACAGAUCGAGGUACGCUUGUGGGUGGGUCUGGUGACUCACUAAAGAGUCCUUCCACUCCUCCUCUUCCACCUCCUCCUGUUCCCAACUUCUCUGAAGUCAAGCUCCCUGAUUACCUGGAGAAGUACCUGAAGAAAGACAGGGAAGCCACUCCAAAUAGUUCCCAAAGCACAGAAGCACAUUCCCUCUUCCCAGCAUUGGAGGUGAGUGUCAGCCCUGAGGCAUUAGGAGGGAAACCAGACAGUGUGGGCCAAAAGAGCCUGCCAGAGCCCCCAGAACCAGCCUCUCAGCAAAAACCACAAGCACCGCAGACCAAACUACCAUCUCCAACACGCACACAGAUAACAACAGUAAGAGGCUUUCAUAAACGCCCUGGAAAGCUGGUCAUCUUUCAGCAAGCCCAGUUUGGAGGAGAGGCCUAUGAGGUGUUCAGGGAUGUAGAGGACGCUACCUCAUUACAGCUCUCCCCCAUCAUCUCUCUCAAGGUCGUCAGAGGAUGCUGGCUGCUUUAUGAAAAGCCGGGAUUCCAGGGACGGACCGUCGCCCUAGAAGAGGGGCCAACUGAAGUGGUUAAUGAGUGGGCGGAGAUAGAUCCUGGCCAGGAGGUGGGGCCAAACGGAAUGCCGCUCCCAACCAAGCCCAUGGUGAUCGGUUCCAUUCGACUGGCUGUGAGGGACUACAGUCUGCCUAAGAUAGAGCUGUUCGCAGAGCCGAAUGGAUUGGGUCGAGUGUCUGCGUUCUGUGACGACGCCGUCGAGGUCUGCUCAUACGGACUUCCACAGAGUACCGGGUCCAUCAAGGUCCACUCCGGAGUUUGGCUGGUCUUCAGUGAUCCAGGCUUCCAGGGCUUGCUGUCUGUGUUGGAGAUGGGGGAGUAUCCCUGUCCUGAGUCUUGGGGCUUCCCUGCUCCCUUCGUCGGAUCAUUGCGGCCACUCAAAAUGGGCGGUAUAAAAGUGGAGAAUCCCAGUGAAGUCAAGGCCGUGUUGUAUGAGGAGCCUCUGUUUGGAGGCGCCUGCAUGGAGAUCGAUGGAGACGUCUUUGAGAUUGGAGAUGGAGAGGAAGAGGAGAAUCAGACAGAGAAAGAUGCUGAGGAAGGCAGCGAGAGUGCAGACCUCUCCUCAGCCGCCCAGACGAAGAAACUGACCUCCGUUGGCUCUAUGAAAAUAGUCAGCGGCCUAUGGGUGGGCUAUACAGAGCCGGGCUUCGAGGGCCGGCAGUAUGUGUUGGAGGAGGGUGAAUAUGUCGACGUCUCUGAUUGGGCGGAAGUGGGCGAGACAUUGCACUCCAUCAGACCUGUACACGCAGAGUUUGUGUCUCCUCACCUGAAGCUGUUCAGUGAGAGGGACUUUUCAGAGAGGAGCCUGAAUGUGGACCUUCUGGGACCCGUCUUGGCCAUGGAGGACACAGGCUACGGUACCAAGAGCCAGUCAGCAGACGUCCUGUCUGGAGUAUGGGUGGCGUUUGAGAACGCUGCGUUCUCUGGGGAGCUGUACGUUCUGGAGAAAGGUCUGUACGGAAGCCCGGAGGACUGGGGCGCUCGAAACCACAAGAUUUCCUCCCUCCAGCCCGUGUUUCUGGAUCAGACAGGAGGGCUGCCGAGAUUUAAGAUCCAGUUGUUCUCUGAGCCUGGCUUCCGGGGAGACGUUGUGGUUCUAGAGGAGAGUUUGGCAUUCCUGCCGGACGGGUUCUGCCCUCGCUCCUGUAAGGUUCUAGCUGGAAACUGGGUGGCGUUUGAAGGGCCUCAGUUUACAGAGAACAUGUACGUACUGGAGGAAGGAGAAUACAAAGACGCUGAGGCUAUGGGCUGCCUGAGACCAGACUGUACCCUCCGCUCUCUGCACACUGUAGGACAUGAGUUUUCUCUUCCCUCGAUCACUCUCUUCUGUAAGCCGAGCUUCAGGGGGCGCAAGGUCGCAUUGACGGAUGGAGCCAUCAGCCUAUCGCUGGCUGGGAUUGAUGGGCGGAUCCAGUCCCUGUUGGUGAACGGAGGAAUGUGGGUGUUAUAUGAAGGGAAGAACUUCCAUGGUCGUCAGAUUUUGCUCCAGCCCAGUGAAAUUGGCGACUGGCGGAAAUUCAGCGGCUGGCGACAAAUCGGAUCUCUGCGUCCAUUACUGCAGCAGAAGCCAGUGUAUUUCCGCUUGCGCAGCGCGGAGACCGGGUGUGUGAUGUCCUUGUCCGGGCCGCUGGACGACAUUAAGCUGCUGAGGGUGCAGGUACUGGAUGAGAACGGAGGAGAUGAACAAGUCUGGCUCUACCAGAAUGGACUGCUGCGCUGCAAGUUUGUGGAAGAUUGCUGCCUGGAGCCGUCGGGCAGUGUGAUGAUGGCGGGUGGACGUCUCAACAUUUCCCCUGAACCCGGCAAAGACAAUCAAUUCUGGAACAUCACAGCAGACGGUCUCAUACGCUCCAGCCUCAAGCCUGACCUGGUGCUGGAGGUUAAAGGUGGUCAGCAGUAUGAUAAAAACCAGGUGAUUCUGAACACGUUUGAUGAGAGGAAGACCAACCAGAGGUGGACAGUGGAACUACUAUAAUUGCUGGACAUAUACCUGACUGACCUCUGCACCUGAGAGGCAAAGCCUAAGGAAAACAGUGCAAUAUCUCCAGCCAUGGGCACUGUGGUGACCAUACAGAACAAUUUAAACCAUUCCAGUAGGCCCAAUUGCAGAGCUCUUCAAAUGGCUUCGAGAACGGGGUUUGAGAGGAACACUACAUGCCCGGCAGCAUGUCAGGAGACCGCAGAAACUUCACAGACUUCACUGAUGUCCAAGGACUACAUCAAGGUUGUUCAAGAAGUCUUGCUAAUGUAGGUUGUAAAGACUUUUCUAGUAAUAGCCUGAGUUUGCCCUGUUUUCAGGCUCUUAAGUUCCCUUAAGAAUAUUCUUUUUUUAAGAGUCCAGUAUUCCCUGUGGACCUAAAGCCCUGCAAUAAAUGAAUGUCACUUGUGUAAUACCUCAAUAUGGCCACUGGUGGCACUCAGACACCACUUUAUGUGCAUGUACCUGCCUGGGAGGCUGGAGCUUUCUCAAAAAACAUGCACUUACUAAUGAAUUAGUAACCUGCCAUUGACUAGAAGCAGUAAUUUACCCACUACUCCACCCACAUGUCAGUGUUAUACUUAAAAUGAGGUAUACAACAAAAUCAUGACUAGUAAAAUCUGGUUUCUGUGUUCUCGUCCUGUUUCCUUUAGAAAGUGCCUUACUUUAUUUGCAAUUGUUGUUACACUCCAUGGUUUACUUCCAUAUAUGAAAUGUGUCUUGUUGUAUAUUUUCUGAAGCUGUAAAGAUAACUGUUACAUUUUAGUAAGAAUAAAAUGUUUUAUUUCCCUGA
Molecule: messenger RNA, 9586 nt
Organism: Colossoma macropomum (tambaqui)
Lineage: Eukaryota; Metazoa; Chordata; Actinopteri; Characiformes; Serrasalmidae
Gene: crybg1a
Product: crystallin beta-gamma domain containing 1a
Exons: 22
Coding region: 91-8790 (2899 amino acids)
Source: RefSeq, a predicted model, not a curated record